UGCCCAUAGUUAAAAAUGCCUAGAGGACGACGUGCGAACAUCGGCCGCCGCACAAGACAUGCAAGUCAGCAACAAGUGUAUUCACAGAACUUAAGCGAAGAAAGACAAAAUAUAAUAAGAGAAAAUGCCCGAUUGAGACAACGCGUGAGUAAACGAAGAUCAUUGGCAUCAUACAAUCGCUUGGCAUUCCAAAAUGAUCCCACUGCGAACUACAGUGACGAUGAAAAUUUAAAUAUUGGACCAAUGACGACUGUAUGCCGAUAUUGCAAUGCGUUAAAGUUCAAAAGAGAAACGGCUGGAUUGUGCUGCGCAAGUGGAAAAGUCAAACUGGAUCCAUUACUUACACCACCACAGCCACUGAAACCAUUGUUCGAUGGAAGUGAUCCCGAUUCCAGCCAUUUUCUUCAACACAUCCUUGAAUACAAUAACUGCUUUCGCAUGACUUCCUUUGGAGCUAAUAUCAUUGGAGAAGGCGGCUUCAUGCCGACUUGCAAGAUGACUGUUCGUUGGGGUAUCGUAACUGCUGGCAAAAUUAGCCAUGACUUUGUCAAUGCUGUUAACUCAUAUCCUGAAAAAGGAGACCAAGUCAUUGCGGCUGUGGCCGCUCGUGAUCCUACCCGAGCAAAAGAAUUUGCCAAAACUCAUAACAUUCCUAAAGUUUUUAAUACAUACGAGGAUAUGGCAAUAAGCAAUGAUAUUGAUGUGGCUUACAUUGGAGCACUCAAUCACGACCACUACGCACUAUCGAAAUUAUUCCUUGAAUCUGGCAAACAUGUGUUAUGUGAAAAGCCGUUUUGUCUAAAUGCCAAACAAGUGGAAAGCUUGGUGAAAAUUGCUAAAAACCAAAACCUUUUCUUAAUGGAGGCCCUAUGGUCUCGUUUUGCACCAUUUUACGUUAAUUUGGAAGAACAACUAGAAUCAGGAAUUAUCGGUCGACCUCAAUUUGUAGAAGUAAAUUUUGGAUUGCCGAUUGAGAACGUGGAGAGGCUAAGAAAAAAGGAUCUGGGAGGCGGCGCGCUGAUGGACAUUGGUAUUUAUACAGUACAUUUUGCACAACUGGUGUUCAAAGAGGAUCCUAUCAAGAUAACAGCAGUUGGUGAAUUAAAUGAUGAUGGGGUGGAUAGUGUGGAAACCGUUAUCUUGGAAUAUUCUGAAGGAAGACGGGCCGUUUUAAACAAUCACGCCAAAGUAAAACUCUGGAACAAAGCUACUGUUGUAGGCGACUACGGAAAAAGAAUAACAUUCGAGGAUCCUUUCAACAUGCCAGACACUAUGAUCCACGCUGAUGGUCGCGUCGAAAAAUUUGAGUUCCAUCCUUCGAAGAUUCCCUAUAAUUUCAUGAACAGCGCCGGUUUGGUCUACGAAGCUUUGGAAACGGUUCGUUGCAUUAAGGAAGGCUUAAAGGAGUCACCAAUCAUGAGUCACAGUAGAAGUCUCCAAUUGAUUAAAAUCUUGGAUACUGUGCGAAAACAACUCGGCGUACAUUAUGAUGUUGAUGAUCAAGGUUUUUAAACAAAGAAGUAGUUUUUCAGAAAAAAACAUUAUAAAUCCCAUUUUAUCUCUUUUUUAAUAUUCAGUAGAAAAAUACAAUUAUCAAGGUUUUUAAA
Danaus plexippus (monarch butterfly) is the source of this 1607-nucleotide messenger RNA. RefSeq names its product trans-1,2-dihydrobenzene-1,2-diol dehydrogenase-like. Bases 16 to 1512 code for a protein of 498 amino acids. Gene Ontology annotation, molecular function: nucleotide binding. The record is from RefSeq and is a predicted model, not a curated record. Lineage: Eukaryota; Metazoa; Arthropoda; Insecta; Lepidoptera; Nymphalidae. The transcript has 6 exons.